Pieris brassicae (large cabbage white) is the source of this 4379-nucleotide messenger RNA. RefSeq names its product GATOR complex protein WDR59 (gene Wdr59). The record is from RefSeq and is a predicted model, not a curated record. NCBI's taxonomy places the organism in Eukaryota, Metazoa, Arthropoda, Insecta, Lepidoptera, Pieridae. Gene Ontology annotation, molecular function: protein binding. The transcript has 12 exons. Bases 72 to 2864 code for a protein of 930 amino acids.
AACAUAUUUUUUUGUAAUAACUUAGUGGUCCUGACUUUUAUUAUUAUGUAGAAACAAUAAUUUUAUUUAAAAUGUCUGUUCAUUGGAAUUCCGAGACCAUGAAGUGGGAAUAUAGGGAGCUACAUGCUACGGCUAUGUCAGUGGACUAUUCAGGAAAUAAUGUGCUUUUGGCUGGAAGACGAUGGCUGGCUAUUAAACAACUAAGCAUUGACGAAGACACCGGGGACAUAAUUAAAAAGUACCCACGACAAAGUAAAUAUGAUGCAGCAGGUGCUGAAUGGUGCCAGACGUAUCCCGGGCAAAAGUUGUGUGCUAUAGCAAGUAACCAGCGUGUAGAUGUGUAUGAAUGGAGAGCAGGCAAUGAUUUAACAUGCAUAUGUUCACUAAAAGGUCAUACUCGGGUAGUAAGUGACACACACUUCCACAGACAAGACCACAAUCUAAUAGCCACUUGCUCAAUUGAUACAUAUACACAUUUAUGGGAUUUGCGGGAUUCAAGAAAACCUGUUUUAUCUUUAAGUGCAGUUGCUGGAGCCUCCCAAGUACAAUGGAAUAAAGUAGCAUCACAUAUUGUAGCCACGGCUCAUGAUGGAGACAUAAAAAUAUGGGAUUAUCGUAAAAAUUCUGCACCAUUACAUUACAUCUCGGCACAUUUGUGUAAAAUACAUGGUGUAGACUGGAGUCCCCACCAUGAAUAUCAACUGGUUACAUCAAGUCACGAUGGAAGCAUAAAGUACUUUGAUAUUAACAAUGCUAGGAGACCAGAAAAUGUUAUAAUGACCAAUUUUCCAGUAUGGAGAGCUAUAUAUACUCCUUUUGGCAGUGGGCUUUUAACUAUUGGUGUUGGUUGGGGUGGAUUGCCACGAGUGGAACAGGCAGGUGUAAUAGGUAUUUGGAUUGAUGGAACAUUGACCCAUAGAUUAGCAGGCCACACGGAUACCGUUCAAACAAUGGUGUGGAGGCCUAAUACUUUACCAUCAAAUUAUCAACUUGUAACUUGGGGGAGAGAUCAAACACUUAGAAUUUGGACAAUGCAUCCGUCCUUGUUAAAAAUGUGUUCACAUUUUUUGCCUGAUGACAUAGACAGUGAUUAUGAUAAUAUAAGUGAUGCCAGUUAUGCAUCAACUAUUAAUACAAUGAAUGAUAAAAAAUGUCAAGAUAUUGAAAUGAAUAAAAUUGUUCAUAAAACACCUACCUCAAUAGAUGAAGAAUUUGAAUCAAUAAGGGAAAUGGCUAACAUAGAAGUAACGGAUAUGAAUAUUGAUACCAGGACUUGUCAAAUACAUUCAGAAAGAAACGGUUACACUGCCAAUCUUCAAGUGACAUUUCCUAGAAAUGUUACAGAACAGACAAUACCAAAAUUCUCAUGGUUAUCGGGAACAAAUGUAGAUAGUCCAAUGACAAUUAAAAUAUUGCAGGCAAUUAAUAAAACAGCAUAUAGAAAGAAGAAAGAAGGGCAUAGAUGCCUCUUGCACUGUCUGAAAACUUUAGCAACUUCCAUAGAUGAGAUACCAAUAAAAUCAAGCGAUGACUCUGAUUCAAUGAAGUCAAGCCAACGAAGUCAAUCGGAGAGUGAAAACGCUGGGGACUCGUGCAUACCAUUUCCCCGAACUUGCAGCGCCAAAUGGUGCGGUGUCAGUACCCUGGUCGUUUUCAGUCGGCCAUCAAAUGCUAGAAGACUGUCCUUAAAGCAUGAGCUGGGUACUCCAAGAUCCAUGUCUUCCUUAUCGCUCACUCCAGGUCUGUUUAGUGGAGGGUAUACAUCGAUAUCCCCUCAUGCUACGACAACCCCCUCACCGACAAAUGGACCAGGAUUUCCACAGUUGCAUCAUCGACACGCGUCAAAUUCUAUUACGACAUUUUAUUUUCAGGACAGAUGGAAAGCUCAAAGCCGCCGAGCAGGCAGUAUGCGCAGUCGCGGUAGUAUAUCUGGAAUGUGUUCGCCUAGAGUUGUCUUGUACUCUGGAGAACCAUUAUUCCACCUUAACCGAAUACUGGCGGAAAAAUAUGUCAUUAAUUCUGACGAUCCAGUUGAAAUGUGCGAAACAAACGCGAGGGUAUCUGCAGAAGAAGGUGAAGGUGAAGUUAGUCAUUCAUGGGGUCUUGCGGCGUUAGCUGCGCAGGCGUUGAACGCGCAGCCAAUAGAUCAUCUCAUGUCUAGUGAAGAAAGUAUGGGCUGGGCGGGACAUCCGCUAUGCUCUAAUCUAAUACAGGCUUUAGUUUCUCACUAUGCCAAAUCGUCAGAUCUCCAAACAGCGGCCAUGUUGACAUGUGCCUUCGCAGUUUUUUGUGAAUCAAGUAAUUCCAGCACAAACUCCACUUGCAGCACAUCCAGUGGUAACAACACAUCUCCAUACAAUACAGUUAACCAGUUUAGUGAAAUCAACGCUGAUGGCUGGACGUUACCGAUUAUACUUAGAAGUAACUCAUGUUCUGAGGCAGAAAAUUUAAAUACAGAGUACUCUAAGUCUGAUAAUUCCGGAUGUGUCCUCGACGAUAGUACAGUGCAUUUGUAUCAUUGCUUUAAGAGGGUCUACGCUGAUGUAUUGCAUAGGUGGCAACUCCUAUAUAAGAGGACCGAGGUGAUGAAGCUAGUCCGUAGUAAAUACGACCUGGAAUCGGAUAACGAGCCGUUAUCUCGUUGCAAUUGUAAAGGCCCGUGUGUAAGGAAACGCGCGUUGGGAUGCGCGGUUUGCUCGCGUGUUGUACGUGGCUUGACGGUCGCGUGUGCGCUUUGCACGCAUGUUGGACAUGCAGAGCAUAUGCUUAAAUGGUUCGCACAACACGAUACUUGUCCGACGGGCUGUGGUUGCAAAUGUGUGAUGGAAGCGAAUUCUAUAUGGAAAAGCAUUAAAUAUGUAUGAUUUAUACGGCCCGUAUUCCUCAACGUCGUUAAAGCUUUAAAACAGCUUCUUUGGGCCGUUUAAGUAUUACGUAGAUUUACUGCAAUUUACCCCCCCCCCCUCAGCAAAAGUAAGCAAAGCUCUCAAAAAUAAUAAAGCACAUAAACGUAUUAUGUGUAAAAAAGUAAAUAGUUACUGUUGACGUUAUCACCAAAUAAGAAAAUGAAAGACAGCUCCCCUCUCCCUAUAGUGCUUACGUAAUACUUGAACGGCCCCAUUGGCUAAAAGGCUUACACAGAUAAAAAAUGUUCCUCAAAAUGAGGGAUCAAAAAUCCGUUUCGAAGAUAAAUCUAAACAUCUACAUUAAAUUUACUAUUUAUUUAGUAUAAACAAAAUACAAACCAAAAAACGCAGAACGCAGGCUUUAAGAAUAUGAUUCAGACGAAACUUAACGCUAAGUGUGACCCGUAUGUCAAACACGCAUUCUACAUACGGGAAUCACAGUUCGUACGUGUAUCUUUACUAAAUCUCACUCUAGACUAGCAACUGUGAAAUAGUCUAUGCCUCACUCAAGCUUUGCGAUGCAUUUUGGAAUACGGAGCUUUUUAAUAAUCGUUUGGUGAUUGGUAAAAUUAGAUUUUUAUUUUCUGACAUUAUGUGGACUUAUAUGUUUUACGUAGUCUUAUAAAAUCGAAAGACUCGAAUAGAUAUUGGAGACACGUACUUGUUUACAUAGUUUUUACUUAAUAUUGGGUAUGGCCCGGAAUACAGCUCAGAACCCUAUUGAUUAGUGUAAAAAGCAAUGGUUAUGGGUCCCAAAGUCUCGGUAAAAAUUCUAAUAUCUGGUUAAAAUAAUUGGUUUAUAAACGUAUUUUAAUUAGUUUACAAAUGGCUGUAUUGUAACUUACAAGGGCCUUAUUUCUUGACUUGGCGUACGUCUGCCGUCCCGACGGAAACUAGGUCAUACUCGGUACUCGAUACUAAGUAAACUCGUACUCGUACUCGCAACUCAUAAUAUCUAUGAAUUCACUUCUAUUGUCUAUUGGUGCUGUUCGCGCAAUUUUUAUGACAUCAAGAUAUAUUUUUAUUGUAUAAUGAGAUACUGCCUUUGUACGUUCCGUUGUUAGUUGUGGCUAGGUUUUUUUUUAUGGAGGGCGUGUCUAGGUUGAUUGCUAAGCCGUUUUUAUUAAAAGCGUUGGAAACAUUCGAACAAUACAUUUUAACGAAUUAAGCGUUUAAUCAUAAAAGUUUAUUUUCGAUAAUAUAAAACUGUUCCGUCAUUUCAGGUGCUUUAAAUAAUUAAUUUUAAUACGAUAAAAUGUAUUUAAUUUUACUUAUAUUAUAGAAAGUAAUUUUACAAAUAGCAUUUAAUAGAGAUAAUUGGAGGUCAAUAAAAAACAUUGCUUUUUCUUAAUCAGGGCGGAAAUUAUUAUUGUUUGAAUAGACCUAAGACUUUGGCGGAACAAUCAACCUUUUGAAUCCCAAAUCAUAUUUAUAAGCAUUAAGACUGUGAACAAAUAAAUGAAUACACUUUUG